Neoarius graeffei (lesser salmon catfish) is the source of this 2253-nucleotide messenger RNA. RefSeq names its product tetraspanin 11 (gene tspan11). The transcript has 9 exons. The record is from RefSeq and is a predicted model, not a curated record. Gene Ontology annotation, cellular component: membrane. Lineage: Eukaryota; Metazoa; Chordata; Actinopteri; Siluriformes; Ariidae. The coding region runs from base 199 to 981 and encodes 260 amino acids.
AGCGGCCUGCAGCAGAGGGCGGGAUGGAGCUGAGUCCCUCCCCGCCCCUCACUGACCCUCCACUCGGACACACUCAGCGAGCAACAAGCUGCACUCUCUCUCUCUCUCUCUCUCUCUCUCUCACACACCCUGUGGAAUAGAAAAGAAGACAUUUUAACAUUUGAAUCCUCGAGGAGUUUCUGCUUUUGGGCAGGAAAGAUGGGGAGCAUGUAUAAGGAUGAGCAGGAUGACUGGGUGACAGUCUGUCUCAAGUACCUUCUCUUCAUCUUCAACUUCCUGUUCUGGAUGGGUGGAGGGGUCGUGAUGGGGGUGGGGAUCUGGACUCUGAUUGAUAAAGGAGAUUACUUGAGCCUGCUGGCCUCCAGCACAUUCGCCGUGUCGGCCUAUAUCCUCCUCCUGGCUGGUGGCCUGGUCAUGGUCACGGGUUUCCUGGGCUGCUGUGCCGUCAUCCGUGAGCAGAGGAGCCUCCUUUCUACAUACUUCUCCUGUUUGCUGGUGAUAUUCCUGAUUGAACUUGUUGCUGGAGUUCUAGCAUAUGUGUAUUAUCAAAGGUUGAGUGAGGAGCUGAAGCAGCACCUGAGUAAGACCAUGACGGAGAACUACGCUCAGCCAGGGAAGGAGGGCAUCACUCAGGCCGUGAACCGACUGCAGCAGGAUUUUAAGUGCUGUGGAAGCAACAACUCCGAUGAUUGGCUGCACAGUAUGUACGUCAUGUCCUCCGAGGCUCAAAACAGGGUGGUUCCUGACAGCUGCUGCAAGACUGUGACCCAUCAGUGUGGCCAGAGAGACCACCCUUCCAACAUCUAUAAAGUGGAGGGUGGCUGUAUUACUAAGCUGGAACAGUUCCUGGCUGACCACCUGCUCAUCAUCGGCGCUGUGGGGAUCGGUGUGGCCUGUCUACAGUUAGCAGGAGCAUUGUUGACUGCCUGCUUUAUUUAUCUGCUUUAUAAAGAAGAGGAAGAAGACUUCUCUGAUGUUUGAAUGAACUGUCCUGCUAUUUGGCUCCUCAACAGCCAAGCGGGCGGAAGAUCUGUGGGAUGGUGUUUACUUGUUGCUUGCACAGACGGAUAAAGCUCGACCCGUACUGACCGAUCAGCAGGAGCUCUACGGGUCGCCACAACCGCUUGCUACCAGUUCACACACUUGGUUUUUCUUUCCUCCUUUUCUUUUCCUAAACUGCUUGAAUGUGUUCUCCCUCCAGUAUAGUCUUACAUGAAUACGACAUUCCUUCUUUUAAUAUAUUUAUUUCCAAGGGUCUUGCCUCUGUAAUGUAGACGUCUCACAAGAAUGUAAUGCAGUUAAACGCUGCUAUCCGGGUUACACACAAAAGAGGCUUUUUAUAAUGUUACAGAAAAAAAAAAACCUUUGAAAAAAAAAAGAAGACAAGGUAGAAAUCUAUUUUUCCCCUCUGUGAGCACUGCGUAUGUUUGUUUAACUCUAUAUAAGUCAUAUAAAGGUCAUGUGAUAGUCAGAGGUUUGCAUUUUUACAUGAACUAUGGAUGAUCGAUAUAUAUGUAAUAGUAUUCAGUAUGUUCUGCUAACAUAAUGUACACUGAGGGCCUUGAAAAAAAAAAACUACUAAGAAGCUAAAAAUAACAGGGAUUUCUGGACUAUAUCGCACUCUAUAAGCACCCAACGGUGCCUUGUAUAAGAAUUUUUCUUCAUUUUGUAGUGUUACAACCUAGCGUGAACCUGAAAUUGACUUAUUUGGGAUUAUUACCAUUUAAUUUAUCCAUCAUGCCUAAGGUUAAAUUUAAAAAAAAAAAAAAAGCAGCAAAGAUUUAUUAGUUGCAUAAAUAAAUAUUCACCCCCUGAGUCAGUACUAGCUCAAGCCACCUUUGGCUGCAAGUCUUCUGGAAUAUGUCUCUGUCAGCUUUGCACAUCUGGAUCCUGGUAUCUUUGCUCAUUCUUCUUGGAAAAAAAAAUAUGAAAAUGAAUGCUGACCAGACAUUUUUAAUCCUUGCCACAGAUUCUCUAUCAGAUAGAGGUCUGGGCUUUGACUUAUUCAUUUGAACACAUUCAGGUUCUUGUUGUUUGAACCACUUUACAGUAUGUUUAAGGUUGUUGUAGAGUUGGAACCUUUAUCCUACUCUGAAGGAUCUCUUCUAGGAUUGCCCUGUAUUAUUAUGCCCUCCAUCCACCUUGCUUUCAGCCCUGAACAGUUUUCCAAUCCUUGUAUGUGAAACAAUAUGCUUCCACCACCAUGCUUCACACUGCAAAAAAUGAUCUCUUGUUGAGAGAAAAUAUCUUUAA